Brettanomyces nanus is the source of this 483-nucleotide messenger RNA. It is a transcript of the gene TIM17, whose product is annotated as translocase of the inner membrane. Bases 1 to 483 code for a protein of 160 amino acids. Gene Ontology annotation, biological process: protein import into mitochondrial matrix. Gene Ontology annotation, molecular function: transmembrane protein transporter activity. The record is from RefSeq and is a predicted model, not a curated record. Lineage: Eukaryota; Fungi; Ascomycota; Pichiomycetes; Pichiales; Pichiaceae. The transcript has a single exon. Gene Ontology annotation, cellular component: TIM23 mitochondrial import inner membrane translocase complex; mitochondrial inner membrane.
AUGUCAACGCCAGAAGCAGAUCACUCAAGAGAUCCAUGCCCAAUCGUUAUCUUGAACGAUUUCGGAGGUGCCUUUGCCAUGGGAGCCAUUGGUGGAUGUGUGUGGCACGGUAUCAAGGGAUUCAGAAACUCGCCUUACGGAGAAAGAGGAUCGGGUGCCAUAAAUGCCAUUAAAGCGCGUGCUCCUGUGGUGGGAGGAAACUUUGGUGUUUGGGGUGGAUUAUUUUCGUUCUACGAUUGUGCCAUCAAAGGUGUCAGAAAGAGAGAAGAUGCGUGGAAUGCCAUAUUAGCCGGAUUCAUGGUGGGUGGUUCUUUGGCUAUUAGAGGUGGCAGAAGACAUAUCUUCAAUUCGGCUGUCACUUGCGCCUGUGUUUUGGGAGUGUUCGAAGGUGUUGGUAUGAUGUUUUCCAGAUACAUGGCAUGGGCCAACAAGCCUGUGGCUAUGCCUGUGCCCGAUGGACCAGGCUCACCGUUGGCAGCGUAA